This is a messenger RNA of Pectinophora gossypiella (pink bollworm), 982 nucleotides long. RefSeq names its product snake venom metalloproteinase atroxase-like. The transcript has 5 exons. The coding region runs from base 132 to 935 and encodes 267 amino acids. The record is from RefSeq and is a predicted model, not a curated record. Gene Ontology annotation, molecular function: metalloendopeptidase activity. Lineage: Eukaryota; Metazoa; Arthropoda; Insecta; Lepidoptera; Gelechiidae. Gene Ontology annotation, biological process: proteolysis.
UUAGUCGUCCGACAUCCGUCACUUGCACACUGAAGCAAGUCUAGUCAUUCACACUUUGUCUGGCCAAGUAGAACGUUUAAAGCAAAGCUGAACAAUAAUUGUGACUAAAUAUUUACAACUAAAUUGUGAUCAUGAAGAUUGUGUCGAUUGUGUUUUUAUUAGUGGCUUUGGAAUAUGGAUUUUGUGUUAUUAUCAAAACAAGAAGACAGCACCCGAAGGAGUCAUCUUCAGUGGAAUACUUCACAAAACCAAACCAAAAUCCUACAAUCAAGGUGUUGAUUCACAUCGACAACGUCCUAGCGAAGAAAUUAGCAGCAGAAUUCGAUACUCGAGCCAGAAAGAAAAUAAAAAUACGAAUGAAUUAUUUAGUAAAAGAUGUCGAACGCAUCAUCAAUGGAAUAAACCUGAGCCAGAAAUUCACCAUAAAACUAAUAGAUACGAAGUUUUUAAAGAACAAAAGUAGUAUUGUAGAAAUGGAUGAAAAUGCUUCGAACUAUUUGAGGAGUUACUGUGCUUGGCAGUCGCAGAAGAAAAGAAACCAGUGGUUUUAUUCUGUCUUGUUGACUGGGUUGGACUUGUACUAUGUGAACGGAAACGGACAGAAAGAAAGGAGAAGUACAGGUCGUGGCUACAUGAACGGGAUGUGUAGUAUUAGAAACAGCUGUACAUUACUGGAAGUGCUAGAAUGGCGUCCUGAGAUCACGUCAUACUUAUUGGCUCAUGAGAUUGCUCAUAGUCUGGGAGUACCCCACGACGGACCUCCGUACAACGAGUGCAGAGCCCGCGGCCACAUGAUGGGGGCUCGGUACAGUGCCACCAGCUAUCCCAAACACUGGUCUGACUGCAGCCGGAGGAGCAUGAAGAAACGAUUGACGAGUAAAAAAACGUGGUGCCUUCGUUCGGACGUGAACAACUACCAUUCAGUAGGCUAUUAGUAUUCAAAAAUAAUAAAGCUAAUUGUGAUACUAUUUAUUUUUAAGUA